AUGAAGAAUUUGGACACAUCACAGGCGGUGGAGAUUGUGGAGUGUAUGUAUUCCGUCAACUUUGCCACAGGCAAUACCAUCAUUCGGGAGGGAGAAAUGGGCUCUGUGGUUUACGUUAUGGAAGGUGAGUGUCGGAGUUGA
Molecule: messenger RNA, 141 nt
Organism: Hydatigera taeniaeformis
Lineage: Eukaryota; Metazoa; Platyhelminthes; Cestoda; Cyclophyllidea; Taeniidae
Source: the annotation of a GenBank genome assembly